ACAACUUGGGUGGCAAUGAUAACCUCUCUAGCUUCUCAUCAGACCCCACUUUUCCCUCAGUGCUUAAAUUGGUUGUUGGCUAAUCAACACUUAGAUGGUUCUUGGGGUCUUCCUGAUCGCCAUCCAUUACUGAUGAAUGAUGCUCUCUUAUCUACCUUAGCAUGCAUCCUUGCUCUAAAGCAAUGGGGUGUCGGAGAAGAUCAAAUUAACAGGGGUCUUCACUUUAUUCAGUCAAACAUUGCCUCAAUCCAGGAUGAGAAGCAGCACCUUCCCAUAGGAUUUGGUAUCAAUUUUCCUUCUUUGAUAGAAUAUGCACAAAAUUUGGGCAUUAAUCUUCCAAUUGAAGCUACGAUCUUGAAUACAAUGAUCCACAAGAGAGAAAUAGAACUGCAAAGGUAGAAUUUUGGAUGUCUU
Molecule: messenger RNA, 414 nt
Organism: Vigna unguiculata (cowpea)
Lineage: Eukaryota; Viridiplantae; Streptophyta; Magnoliopsida; Fabales; Fabaceae
Source: RefSeq, a predicted model, not a curated record